AUGCACAAUCAAAGCUCCCCCACUCUCGGCAUGUCAAUCCUCAAGAUCACUAAAAAGCACCACAAGCAUCUCAACAAUCCCUUCCCUUCUACCCCAAGAUCUCUGCCCUCAAUUCAAGGCAACCUCUUCAUCAAUUCCCAAACGCUGCCGCCCCACCAAAUUUUCCCAGUCGGGGAGGAUUUUCAGCUUCUUUGGAGCACCAGAAAUGGCGGGUCUAUCUCAAUUUCUCACCAAUCUCAGCCUUCAAAAUCAUUGUGGUCCACCAUCCCCGGACAGGCAUUUAUAACUGCUGCCCUGGCUGAGACUGAGGUGGAAGAAAGCAGGGGAUCUUUUGUCGUCAAAGACAGAGAUGUUCACCUGCUUUGUCAUCACCAAACUAUGGAAGAUAUCGUUUUGAUCAAUCAAUUUGAUCAUAAAGAUAAUGACUUUCUGCCUGAUCAUUUGGAACUGGACCAUCUCAAAACAGAUUCCAAGUUUGCGGAGCCCCCUGUUUUGGUUAUAACAGGCCACAUUUUCAGCAAAAGGAAAAAGAAGAGGCUUCAAAGUUCAGGCAUUUAUAAGGAUAUAAAAUUUGAGAAAAGGGAACCUGCUGCUUCAGCAAGGUAUUGGGUCUUGUUUGAUCAAAAGAACAGUAACCAAAUUGGAUUCCAAGUCAAAAUUGGACAGCCAAAUUUUCAGCUUCAUCUCCAGAAAGCUUCACCCCUAACUGCUUCAGGAUGGUACAGGCGUUUGAGGAGGAAACUGGGCCGGUAUCGAAAACGGAAGCUGGGUUGGUACUGGGUCUUUACAAGGACGAAAGGUUUGGUCACAGUUUCUUCAUCAGAGGAGGAACUAGGAGAACUGAAUGUUGCAGAACCUACAGCAGAAUUCAACAGGGUUUGUUUCACCUAUGCAAGUGAAGGAAAUGAGAGAUUUUUUGGUUUUGGAGAGCAGUUUUCUCGCAUGGAUUUUAAGGGGAAAAGGGUACCCAUUUUUGUUCAAGAACAAGGUAUUGGAAGAGGAGACCAACCUAUUACCUUUGCUGCUAACUUGGUUAGCUACAGAGCUGGGGGAGAUUGGAGUACUACUUAUGCUCCUUCACCAUUCUAUAUGACAUCCAAGAUGAGGUCUCUUUACCUGGAAGGAUAUAACUAUUCUGUAUUUGAUCUGACACAACAUGAUAGGGUCCAAGUACAGAUACAUGGAAAUGCAGUUCAAGGGAGAAUACUACAUGGAAACUCACCUUUGGAGAUCAUUGAACACUUCACAGAAGCCAUUGGGAGGCCUCCUAAGCUCCCUGAAUGGAUGAUAUCUGGAGCAGUGGUUGGCAUGCAGGGUGGCACAGAAACUGUGCGCUGCGUUUGGGAUAAAUUGACGACUUAUAAGGUUCCCAUUUCUGCAUUCUGGUUGCAGGACUGGGUGGGGCAAAGGGAAACAUUAAUAGGAUCACAAUUAUGGUGGAAUUGGGAAGUGGACACAACAAGGUACCCUGGAUGGCAACAGCUGGUUAAAGAUCUUAGUGCACACUGCAUCAAAGUGAUGACAUACUGCAAUCCUUGUUUGGCACUGAUGGAUGAGAAGCCAAACAAAAGGAGAAAUCUCUUUGAGGAAGCAAAAGAGCUGGACAUCUUGGUGAGGGAUCAGCAUGGAGAACCCUACAUGGUUCCGAAUACAGCGUUUGAUGUGGGAAUGUUGGACUUGACACACCCACUAACUGCAAAUUGGUUCAAGCAGAUUUUACUGGAAAUGGUGAAUGAUGGAGUCAGAGGAUGGAUGGCUGAUUUUGGUGAAGGCCUGCCAGUGGAUGCUGUACUCUAUUCAGGUGAAGAUCCUAUUUCUGCCCAUAACAAAUACCCAGAACUAUGGGCUCAAAUAAAUCGUGAAUUUGUGGAAGAAUGGAAAAGUAAUCAUGUGGGAAAGGAGAGAGAAGACCCAGAAGAGGGCUUAGUCUUCUUCAUGAGGGCUGGUUUCAGGAAUAGUCCUAGAUGGGGGAUGCUGUUUUGGGAAGGGGACCAAAUGGUAAGCUGGCAAGCUAAUGAUGGGAUAAAGAGUUCUGUUGUUGGCCUAUUGAGCAGUGGACUUUCUGGGUAUGCUUUUAACCAUAGCGAUAUUGGAGGUUACUGUGCCAUAAACUUACCAAUUAUUAAGUAUCAUCGAAGUGAAGAGCUGCUUUUGAGAUGGAUGGAGCUAAAUGCAUUCACCAUCGUUUUCCGGACUCAUGAGGGGAACAAGCCAUCCUGCAACAGCCAAUUUUACUCCAAUGACCAAACUCUGUCACAUUUUGCGCGCUUUGCUAAAGUGUACAAAGCUUGGAAGUUUUACAGAGUCCAACUUGUAAAGGAAGCUGCUCAAAAGGGCUGGCCUAUCUGCCGUCACCUAUUUCUCCACUACCCAGAUGAUGAGCAGGUUCAGAGCUUCAGUUACCAGCAGUUCUUGGUGGGCAGUGAGAUCCUAGUGGUUCCUGUGCUUGAUAAGGGGAAGAAGAAUGUCAAAGCUUAUUUCCCGGCAGGAGAAACAUGUACUUGGCAACAUAUCUGGACAGGAAAGCAAUACGAAAAACAAGGUUGUGAAGCAUGGGUUGAAGCUCCACUUGGUUAUCCAGCUGUAUUUGUUAAGGUCGGCUCUACGGUUGGAGAAACCUUUCUGAAAAACCUGAGAAAUCUUGACAUUCUUUAAGGAAUUUAUUCUUCAUAUAUAUAAAUAUAAUAUUUACUUUGUUCACUUUUUUUCA
Molecule: messenger RNA, 2710 nt
Organism: Theobroma umbraticum
Lineage: Eukaryota; Viridiplantae; Streptophyta; Magnoliopsida; Malvales; Malvaceae
Biological process (GO): carbohydrate metabolic process
Molecular function (GO): hydrolase activity, hydrolyzing O-glycosyl compounds; carbohydrate binding
Source: RefSeq, a predicted model, not a curated record